This is a messenger RNA of Salvelinus sp. IW2-2015, 9714 nucleotides long. The record is from RefSeq and is a predicted model, not a curated record. Lineage: Eukaryota; Metazoa; Chordata; Actinopteri; Salmoniformes; Salmonidae.
UGUGCCUUCUGUUACUGUGGCGGCCGCAGUCUGCUGGUGAGGGGGAUCUCCGAGUGUUCGACUCCUCGCCUGGACACGAGCGCAAUGCGACAGGAGGAGAGGAGGCCAGGCCAACGACCACAGCAAGGCCAGCAAAAGGAUACGCAGAGAUGACAGCGGUUUGACAGAACCACUCAGCCCAGCAUGCAGCCGAGAUGCCAGCUCAGGACAGAGGGCACACAGAAUGGAGCUGAGAGCCAUGGGGAGUUACCAGACCCAGAGAAGGCCAGCAGGUUGUGGGAUGAGCUGGCUCACGUGGGCCUCCCAGGAGAUGUGGACGUCCAGUCUUUCUUUGAGGAGUCGGGGCAGUGCUUGGCGCAUCACUCUUGUGCGUUGUGGUCACAGGGUGUGUGCGAAGGCGAGGGACAAUCACUGCUCAACGUGGACAUAGCCAUCGACUCAGGGAGCACAGAGCACUGUGCAUACUGUAAACGCCUUGGAGCCUCCAUCAAGUGCUGUGCUGAAGGAUGUGCUCGACUGUACCAUUACCCCUGCGCGGGGGCGGCUGGGACUUUUCAGGAUAUCAGGAGUCUCUCCCUCCUCUGUUCAGAUCACAUAGAACUGGCCAUCAGCAGAUUUCCAGACGACUCUAUCUGUGCACUGUGUGACAGCCCCGGGGAGCUCCCUGACCAGCUCUUCUGUACCAGCUGUGGGCAGCACUACCACGGGGCCUGCCUGGACAUGGCUGUGACUCCGCUGAGGAGGGCCGGCUGGCAGUGCCCCGAGUGCAAGGURUGCCAGACGUGCAAGAACCCGGGUGAGGACGAUAAGAUGUUGGUGUGUGACAUGUGUGACAAAGGCUACCACACCUUCUGCCUGCAGCCGGCCAUAGAUGACAUCCCUACCAACGGAUGGAGGUGUCAGAACUGCAGAGUGUGUAUCCAGUGUGGUACAAGGARGAGCGGUCAGUGGCACCACACAAGCCUGCUGUGUGAGAGCUGUGUCCAACAUCAGGACCCCGCCCUUACCUGUCCACUAUGUGCCUGUAUCCUGGACCCUGAGCACCAAAAAGACCUGCUCUCCUGCCACAGCUGUAAAAGAUGGCUCCACCUGGAGUGUGAGCGCCAGUCGUCAGGCCAAGCAGACAUCCAGCCCAGCCAGGGCUAUGUGUGUUCAAGCUGCAGGCCUACUGGAUCACCACCACAACAGGCCCCACUGCAGGCAGAGGAGAUGGACACAGGAGGCCUAGAACUGAGCCCACAGGCUGCUAUUCAGAUGCACACAGAAUCAGAACCGGUUGUUCCAACGCACACGGAUCUAGAACCUGGCGCUAAGCAACUGAGGUCUCCUUCUCCAAUGCACAACGACCCAGAAACGCAAUUACAACCCGUUCCAAUGCCCACAAAUGCAGAACCAGAGCCUAUCCAAGCCACCAACACUGUCUGUGAGAACGCCCUUGAGGAUAGGCAGCCACAGCAGGCUACARCAGACCAGCAGCCUGGUGUGUCAGUGGAAGCUGCUGCUGUUGAGGGGGUGGAGCAAGAGACUGAGGUGUCUGUCAACAAGGACCGGGGCCAAUUACAUACAGAAAUGCAACCAGCAGCAGAUACCCUGAUCACUUCAAAAGAGAGUCCUGAGUCUCCCAGGUUGAACAAGCAGGAGCCUGAGCAGCCCAUACAUCUGCCAACCCAGACUCUAGCAGAGCCAGAGCAGCCACAGGAUAUGACAACAGGAAUGACCAAGUCAGCAAACACAGACCCCUCUUCUGAAAAGAGGGUGGUCAAACCCAGACCCAGCACAGAGAACAUCAAGGCCUUGACCCCACCCACCACCACCACCACCAAAGAACCUAGUACUGCAUCCGUAACCAUCAAGGAAGAACCCAUGGAGGCCUCAGCCUCUGAGCCUUCAGAAGUGGAACAGGUUGAAGGUCCUUCAGGUCUGGAGACUGCAGCGAAGGAGGCUUGGAGGGAGAAACAAAUGUCUGGGAUUCUGACUGAUGGGGUUUCGACGGUGGCCUGUGCCUUGGAAGAGAUGGACACCACCCCUGAGACUGAGAGCAAGCCUAACCUUUCCCGCCUCAGCCCCCCCAUCAAUGAUAAGCCCUACAAGACAUCUAUGGAAAGACUGGCAGAGAUGGCUGCCUCCCCUACCCACUCCUCCCCUAGAAACAGGGGUCCCUCUCCCAGGCAGCCUCCCCAGCCCCACCAACCCCACCCUACCCUGGGGGAAAACGGCAGSAGCUUCUCCUCCACCACCCUCAUACCACUCACCCCUAAGAUUGGCAUGGGCAAGCCAGCCAUCUCCAAGAGGAAGUUCUCCCCAGGCAGACCCAGGGUGAAGCAGGGCGCAUGGCAUGGGAGCCCCCAUAGCAGUGUGAGCUCUCCCUCCUGGUCCCCAGACCAGCCAGAGGGGUGGGACGUCUCAAAUACCAGGCAGCUCUCCUCCGGCUGCGGUAGCCCCGGGUGGAGCAUCCGAGUGGGUCGAGGGUCAGGCUUCCCUGGGAGGAGGCGGCCCAGAGGGGCGGGGCUGUCGGGCAGAGGAGGGCGGGGCCGAGCCAGGGGGAAGAACGGAGCCAGUCCCACAGUCAACCCGGGGGUGACCUCCAUGGAAUCACCAUACCAGGUAAAGGAAGAAGAGGAGAAUGCCAUGCAUAACACUGUGGUCAUAUUCUCCAGCAACGACAGUUUCACAUUGAAACAGGACAUGUGUGUGGUGUGUGGGAGUUUUGGUCUGGGUGCUGAGGGUCGUCUCCUGGCCUGUGCCCAGUGUGGGCAGUGCUACCACCCAUUCUGUGUUGGCAUCAAGAUUACCAAGGUGUUGUUGAAUAAAGGCUGGCGCUGUCUGGAGUGUACGGUGUGUGAAGCGUGCGGCCAGGCCACCGACCCGGGCCGUCUGCUGCUGUGUGACGACUGUGACAUCAGCUACCACACCUACUGCCUGGACCCUCCGCUGCAGAAUGUUCCCAAGGACAGCUGGAAGUGCAAAUGGUGUGUGUCCUGUACUCAGUGUGGUGCCACCUCGCCAGGCCGGAGGUGUGAGUGGCAGAAUAAUUACACCCAGUGCGCCCCCUGUGCCAGCCUGGCAACGUGCCCCUUCUGUCUCCAGGACUACAGCGAGGGCGAGAUUGUGGUGCAGUGCCGCCAAUGCGACAGAUGGAUCCAUGGUUCCUGCCAGGGUCUCCAUGCGGAAGAGGACGUGGAGAAAGCAGCAGACAGCAGCUUUGACUGCACCAUGUGCCGUGUCCACAAGACCUCCAAGGCACUAGUGUCCAAGGCCAGAGACUCCAUUGAGCCGGCAGUUAUGACGCAAGUUGUCACAAAGGCUAAAGAAAUGGACUUGGCGAGAACGUACACUCAGGACGGUGUGUGUCUGACGGAGUCGGGCCGGUGUCAGCUCCAGAGCCUGUCGGCCCCUGCGUCGCGGCGUAGGAAACCCAAGCCCAAGCUGAAGCUGAAGAUCAUCAACCAGAAUAGUGUAGCAGUGCUUCAGGCCCCCCUGGACCUGCUGUCAGAACACUCCCGGGACGAGGACAUGGAGGACCACAGAGAGACGGACCUCUCUCUGGACUGCGAGGGGAAGUCUGACUCGAGCCCGGAGCGAGAGCCAGCAGAAGACAAGUCCAAGGGGGCCGACGACAGCAAGAAGAGGAAGAGGAAGCCGUACCGGCCGGGCAUCGGUGGCUUCAUGGUGCGCCAGCGGAGCCGUCCAGGUCAGGGCCCAGGCAAGGCCAAACAAUCCCUGAGCAGGAAGGAUUCCUCUGGCUCUGUUUCUGAACCCCCCACAGGAAAGGAGGAGGGCUGGGGAGAGGUGCUGCCUGACACCCCUUUGGAACAGACUCCCCCUGGGCUGGAGGCCCCAGAGAAGAUCAAGAAACGCUACAGGAAGAAGAAAACCAAGCUAGAGGAGGCCUUUCCCACCUACCUGCAAGAGGCGUUCUUCGGUAAGGACCUGCUGGAUAAGAGCAAGCAGAGCAGGCAGCAGGCGGUGGAGUCUGGCCUAAUGGAGGAGGGCCAAGCAAGGGCCGGAGCCGCGCCCCAGAGGGACAGGAAGCAAUCCACCACCAGCUUCCUGGACCCCUCCUCGGACCCCCUCCUCAGUGUGACCUCGGGCACGUCCAGACCCACCAGACCACCAGGACCUCAGCCCUCUGAAGAACCUCUAGUGGAUCUGUCUGAGGUUCUCAACACGGAUGCAGAUCUCCUGGGAAUGCUGGGGAAACAGACAGGUGACUCUGGUCUUGAUUUUUUCCAUUUCCAGGUUGACACCUCACCUCCUCCUUUUGCUGGUCUGGACAUUGGACCCCUGACAGACAGCUCCCCAGCACAGUCUCAGUCCGGCCGGAGGCCACUCCGUACGCUCCCAGAUGAACAUCUGGACGGGAUCCUCAGUCCAGAGCUGGAGAUGGUUGACGGUCUGGAGAUGGCUGACGAAUCGAUUCUCAGCAAACUCUACAAAAUACCAGAGCUGGAGGGGAAGGACGUGGAGGACCUGUUCACUGCCGURCUGAGCCCCAGCCAUCCACCACAGCUGCCUCACCCCCACUGCCCACCUGGAGCCAGCCUGACACACCCUCAUGCAGGGAAUGCCAUGUUUCCACGGAUGCCAAUGAUAAACGGGCUGAUGGGACCUAACCAACGAUUCCCUCUGAAUCCGUCCCAUCCCGGAGCAGAUCCAUGUAUCCCAGAUAACUUCUCCCCCCUCCACCGCAUGCCUUUCACUGAUAAUCCAAGGGACAGGAAGUUUAAUCAGAUGGCCAGAGAGGCAGUGGGUUCGUGGCAGGGGGGUCCAGGUCCUGUCCACGGUGGCCCAGGCCCCACCCCUCUUCCUGGAGCUGAGGGGGGCGAGGCGGAGGCCAUGUCCAAUGCCCAGAGGAGCACACUGAAGUGGGAGAAGGAGGAGACGCUGGGGGAACUAGCCACUGUGGCCCCUGUCCUCUACACCAAUGUCAACUUCCCCAGCCUAAAGGAUGAGUUCCCAGACUGGUCUACAAGAGUCAAACAGAUUGCAAAGCUGUGGAGGAAAGCAAGUUCGCAAGACAGGGCCCCGUAUGUGCAAAAAGCGAGGGACAACCGGGCUGCUCUGCGCAUCAACAAGGUUCAGAUGUCCAACGAGAGUCUGAAGAGGCAGCAGUCGCAGCAGCUGCCGCUGUCCCAGCUGCCCCCGGCCUCACUGCAGCCUCCCGACGAGGUGUUUGACCCCAACAUACCGCUAGACACAGACUUGCUCUUUAAGGACCCUUUGAAACCCAAAGAGUCAGAGCAUGAGCAAGAGUGGAAGUUUAGACAGCAAAUGAGACAGAAAAGCAGGCAGCAAGCCAAGAUCGAAGCCACCCAGAAGCUGGAGCAGGUGAAGAAUGAGCAGCUGCAGCAGCAGCAACAGCAGUCAGGCAGCCAGUCGGAGGGAGACGGUAACAACAGCGGCAACCAGAGUCCUUCCUCCCAGCACGGCAGCAACGGCAGCAACGGCAGCAUGUCCCCCAUGCAGCACAGCACUGGGGGGAAAGAGGGCUUCAUCCAACGUCAACUCCCAGUUACGCCCACCUCGGGGCCCCCUGAAGAUGUGUUCCUGCGGCCCCCUCCUCCCCCUCCUUCAGGGGGGUCCUCUCAGCCCCAGUCCCCCCAGGUGUUCUCCCCUGGCUCAUCCAGCUCCAGACCCUCCUCUCCCUGGGACCCCUAUGCCAAGAUGGUAGGGACCCCCAGACCUCCAACUCUGGGGCCCAGCGCGUGUCGCAGGAUGUCCAUGGAGUCUGGCAAGUCUCCCACCUCUUUGAUGGAGCAACAGGACAGAGGGAGGCUCACGUCUCCGGCUCAUGAGGCUUUCGGCUCCCCCACGUCUAUGAGUAGGGAGAUGGAUCCCUAUGCCAAGCCCCCUGACACCCCCAGGCCUGUUGCUGGGGACAUUGACCCCUUCCUAAAGCCUAUGUGCCCACCCAGAGUCAAUCAGGGUCCCCAGGGAAGGCCCCUGAUAGGCUCUCCAGUGCGUGGAGACCCUUACUCUAGACCCAUGAUCCGCCAAGAGGCCUACCAACGGAUGGCUCAGAACAGGAUGAUCCUGUCAGACCCUUACUCCAGACCUCUGUUAGCUCCCAUCCCGGGGAGCAACGAGCAGGGCUCAGUCCCUCAGUCUUUGUUCAAGACCCCCAUGCCUCCACCCCAGGCCCAGGACCCCUUCAACAGACCAAUGCCUCAUCCCCCAGACCGGUUCUCUCAGCAGGGAGACCCCUACGCUCAGGCCCCUCUGACCCCUCGACCUCAUGAUAGCUUCACCAGUCCACCGAGGAUGGCCCAGCACCAUACCCAGGGCCACCCCUUCCCCCAGCCCGGCCCAAUGGCACAGUUACCCAACCGAAACCCUUACGCCCAUGCUCCCUCUACUCCAAGGCCCGACCACUUCACAUAUGACCCCUUUGCCCAACCCCCAGGACCCUCAUCAGACCCCUAUGCUCAGAUGCCAGGUACCCCUAGACCUAUGAAUGACCUUAUCAGCCAACUUCCUGGAAACAGACCAUUCUUUGAGUCCGGCUAUGCUCGACCUCCAGGCACUCCUCGUCCAAACGACAACUACAGCCAAUCCUCUGACCCUUAUUCCCAGCAACCCAACACCCCUCGCCCUGGUAUGAACCAUUUCCACCACCCUCACCCACACCCCCAGCCCCCCGGUCAGAGGAUGUCCCCCGGGCACUCCAUGGAUCCUUACACACAGCAACCUGGAACCCCUCGGCCCCCCAGGUUCUCAAAGUCCCCAGGCAGCCAGCGACUAGCCCCCAUGGAUCCCUACGCUAGUCAACCUGGAACACCCAGGCCUUUGAGCAGUGACAUGUUCUCCCAGACCCCCAGGCCUAUGCUGAAUGACCCGUACGCCCAGGCUCCAAGCACCCCACAGCCAGGGAUGGGUUCUGACAGGCUGAGCAGACUGCAGGGGCAGAGGCCUGGUCCCAUGGGGAACCAGGAUCCCUUCUCCCCUCCUCAAAGCGUUAGGCUACAAGAUGCUCCCUUUCCACACCCUGGGUCACAGACACCAAAGCAUCACGGUGGGAUAGCCGAUGAGGGAUUUUCUCCGCCGCCGUCCAGACGGCCCAACCAGACGCCUAUCCAUGAUCCUUACGAGCAGGCACCCAUGACCCCACGUCCACAGCCAGCAGACAGACCAGAUAUGAAGGAGCAYCAAGGCCAGGACCCUGGAGGACAGCUGCAAAACCCCUCCCAGAUGCCUGGAACCCCUUCUGAGGUUCAGAGUGUUUCUCUGGCCGACAGUGAGGAGAGACUCAAACAGCGUCAACGCAUCCGAGAGCUGAUCCUGAAGCAGCAGCAGCAGAGGAGUGCCAUCCGCCAGGAGAACGCUGGUAUCAUGGCCCCUGGCCCUGGGACACCUCGACCCUGGCCGCACGAGGGCCACGGACAACAGGGCGAGAUGUUCAGCCGGCCCCCUCCACCUUACCCUGGGCKGGGCCCCAUGAGCGGACCAAUGAGGUUCCCUGGAUCUGGACCCUUCCCAGGGGACCAGCGAAGCCCUUUCCCUAAUGAGAMCCAGUUCCCCAUAGGACAAUACUUGGGUGAUCCUAAUAUCAGACAUCAGGGGCCAAGGUUUGCAUUUCCACCUGGUGGGCCGGGACCUCAUGGUAGCCAGGAGUUCUUCCCCAGAGGCCCUCACCCCAUGCAGGACAUUCACCCGGGGAUGAGACGCUCCAUGUCUGUAGAUAUGGCCAAGUCCAUGGGGGGCAACCCUAUGGGGCUCCCCCAGAAUUUCCCUCCUAGCGGUGUGCCAAUGCAACAGCACAACAUUAUGGGCCAGCCUUUCAUCGAGCUGAGACACAGAGCCCCUGACAGCAGGCUUCGUCUCCCUUUCGGGUCCUCUGGCAUGCAAGGGAACAACAUGGAUCCCGACCUCCAGCCCCAGAGGCCUCCUGGUUUCAUGGGAGGGCCUGAAUUCCGGUUGCCUCCAAACCAAGGCCCCAGGAUGAUGAUGGAGUCAAUGGGGGACCAGCAGAUGAGCCAAGGCCAGCUGUCCUCCAACAUUGAGAACCUCCACCAGCAUCAGCAGGCCCAGAUGCAAGGGGGAGCCAUACCAAGGCAAGCCCAGCUAAUGAGGUCCAUGAGCCAGCCUGCUUCGAACAAGACCCAGGGUAUGUCAGCUCCUUCCAUGAUGAUACCUGGGCCUUCUGCUGGGAAGAGUGAUGGUCAGGGAGGAGUCUCCAUGGCUAACAACAAUGACGGAGUGGACGACAAACUGGACACAGUCGAAUCGGCCGUCAAAGACCUGGAAGAUGUUGAGGUGAAAGACCUAGUCGAUGCCGAUCUGGACAACCUAAAUCUGGAUCCGGAAGAAGACGGCAAAGACCUAGACCUAGAGACCAAUGACCUGCACCUGGACGACUUCCUGACGUCGGGGAAGUUCGACAUCAUUGCGUACACGGACCCCGACCUGGACGACGUCAAGAAGGACUUGUUCAAUGAGGAACUGGACCUUAAUGACCCCAUGGAAGACCACAGCGACGCCUGUGACUUCCAGAAGGCCUUGUCUGAGAAGAGGAGUUCUAGCUGUGGCGGAGCUGCAUCUUCCUUCUCCAAUUUGACGUCUGGAAUGGGGAAGUCAGAGGGAAUGGCCGAGAAGACAGCUGAUGUGAAACAGGAAGUGAACUGCCGCCAGAGCUCCGCCUCCUCCCUGCCUUCGGAGUAUAAGAUCAAAAUGGAGGACAAAGACAACCUGUCUCAGACGUCCAAUGAGAGGACAGAUCAACAAGCAGACGGAAACACUAACAAACAAUCAGGAGUGCUCUCUGCCUCCACGCCAGUACUCUCUAGCUUACUAAUCAAGCAGCAACCAGAGGACUCCACCUGUGACAAUCAAGGCAGUGGUAACUCUAUGACACAGCCAAACCAAGACACUCAGAACAACUCUGGACUUAGUAUGGGAUCUCAAACCAUGGAUCCAACUAACAGGGGAGAAGAAGAAGGAGAAGCAUCCAUGUCUACCUUUGAGAUGGACCAGAGUGGGUUGACCCCGGCUCAGCAGGCCCUGUUGGCCCAGACAUUGGGCCAGGCGGGGCCAGGGGGGCACAGACCCCUGCUGCUGGAGGAGCAGCCCCUCCUCCUACAGGACCUGCUGGACCAGGAGAGGCAGGAGCAGCAGCAGCAGAGGCAGAUGCAGGCCAUGAUCAGACAACGCUCCUCUAGUGACUCUUUUUUCCCCAACAUCGAUUUUGACGCCAUCACUGACCCUAUAAUGAAAGCAAAGAUGGUCGCUCUGAAAGGCAUCAACAAAGUCAUGGUUCAAAACAACAUGGGGAUGACACCAAUUGUCAUAAACAGGUUUCAAGCUGGUCCUGCGGCACCAUGUCCUGAAAGCACCCCUGUUCCUCCACAGGCCGCUGGACAGGAUGGCAAGCUGACACCCUCAGUGACAAGGCCCAAUCCUCCCAAUUUUGGACCAGGUUUUGUCAACAAUGCUCAGAGGGCUCAGUARGAGGAAUGGCUCCAGGAGACCCAGCAGCUGCUCCAGAUGCAGCAGAAGUUUCUGGAGGAGAAGAUCGGCGCCCACAGAAAGUCCAAGAAGGCCCUGUGUGCCAAGCAGAGGACGGCUAAGAAGGCUGGAAGGGAGUUCCCUGAGGAGGACGCAGAGCAGCUCAAACACGUGACGGAGCAGCAGGGUGUAGUGCAGAAACAGCUGGAGCAGAUCCGGAAGCAGCAGAAAGAGCAUGCUGACCUGAUCGAGGAGUAUGGUGUGAAGCAGCAG